AUGAGAAAUUUCUCAUCUAGCCAAGAAGGAGUUUGCUGGAGCUGUGGAACUCCUUCCGGAAGUGCUAUCUUUUGCAUCAAAUGCAAGGCCCUGCAGAAAGUGGACGGGAAAAAGGACUAUUUUGAGAUAUUAAAUCUCCCGCGCAAUUACAACGUCGACAGCAAUACCUUGACUCAUACCUUCAGGGAGAUGCAAAGUGUCCUCCAUCCUGACAAAUUUAGUAGUAAGUCUGAGGAGGAACAAAAUAUAUCCCUGGAGUGGAGCUCUCUGGUCAAUAAGGCAUACAAGACUCUUCUGGCCCCAAUCAAACGGGGCGAAUACAUUCUUCAACAAAAUGGAAUUGAAUUGCCACAGGACAAUAGUGCGCUUGAUCAGACCUUUCUCAUGGAAAUGAUGGAGAGGAAUGAGGAAGUUGAUGAAGCAAAUACCGAAGAGGAUUUGAGAAAGCUGCUGGUGAAAGUUAGAAAAGAGCUAAGUGCCACAUCUGAAGUACUCUCAAAGGCUUUCGAGGGGAAUAAUUUAAAAAGUGCUGUAGCCAUUAUAGUGAAGAUGAAGUACUUUAUCAGUCUAGAGGGGAGUAUAAAAGAGAAACAGAGACGAUUGGGAUAUGUUGAUUAAGAUUAAAAGAUAAGGAAUGAUAAGAAAAAGCUGUUAUGAAUUUAAAUCAGCAACAACUUCAUCCUGUUUACAGCGCCACGAAUUUUCCGCGGCCCCCGCUGAAAAUAAUAAAUUGGCGCUGCAAUCGUGCACGAAAUUGUUUUGUUUUUUGGGUACAAAAAAGUAGAUAAU
Phlebotomus papatasi is the source of this 789-nucleotide messenger RNA. RefSeq names its product iron-sulfur cluster co-chaperone protein HscB (gene Hsc20). The coding region runs from base 1 to 618 and encodes 205 amino acids. The record is from RefSeq and is a predicted model, not a curated record. NCBI's taxonomy places the organism in Eukaryota, Metazoa, Arthropoda, Insecta, Diptera, Psychodidae. Gene Ontology annotation, cellular component: mitochondrion. The transcript has 2 exons. Gene Ontology annotation, biological process: [2Fe-2S] cluster assembly; protein complex oligomerization. Gene Ontology annotation, molecular function: protein-folding chaperone binding; ATPase activator activity.